UAUCCCUGUUCUGUUUUUCUUCUCAGGUUCUCAGUAAACAGAAGGAUAUUUGUGGUUGGGUUCGGUCUCUACGGCUCUAUACACGGACCCACAGACUACCAAGUUAACAUACAGAUCAUUCACACAGACAGUAACACGGUGCUGGGCCAGAACGAUACAGGCUUCAGCUGUGAUGGGUCUGCAAACACCUUCAGAGUCAUGUUCAAGGAACCAGUGGAGAUAUUACCCAACGUCAACUACACUGCCUGUGCUACACUAAAGGGCCCAGAUUCUCAUUAUGGGACUAAGGGAAUGCGAAAAGUGACACACGAGUCAUCAUCCACUGGCACCAAGACGUGUUUCACCUUCUGCUACGCAGCAGGCAACAACAACGGCACUUCUGUAGAGGACGGACAGAUUCCUGAGGUCAUCUUCUACACAUAGUCCUCUCUGACAUAGCAACGAUCUUCCAUCAAAUGUGACAACCUGACACCAGCCCGGGGCCACACCUCAGCAGCCGUACUGGGGACUAAUCUCUCAGACAUCAUACUGUUCCCUCCAUAUAGUGCACUACUGUCGGCCAUGUGGGAGGCCAAACAGCCGUAAAGCGGAGUAGGUCACUACAUGGGGCAUAGCUUGUCAUUUGAGACGCUGUCGCUCUCUUUCUCAGUGGCUUCCUUUAUCCCUUUGUGUUGUAGUGAUGCCAGCCUCUGAUACAGACAUGACUGUAACCGACUCCACAAAGGAAGGAGAAGGGGAGGGAGGAGCUUCUCAGAUUAUUCACAGUAUUGAUGUCACUGCUGUGGAUUGACUAUGUAAAGCUUGACACAGAAUUCAACUUAAGCUGUACAAUUCCCCUUCCUGCUCUCCAAAUCAUUAGCGCAAAAGGAGAGUCACAACUGUAUGAAUGUACAGUUUAUCAUAUUUGCCAAGACAAGUUCCUCAUCACCGUUAAGUAGAGACCAGCAUUUCACUCAAUUCCAAAUCCGCUGUAACUUCCACAGACUCAUAGACCUCAUGGCUUUAUGAACUCUUGGUGAAUUUGAACCAAUCUCCACAUUAAUCUUAACAACAUGAUCAUGAUAAGCAAUUUUUGGGGUUUCUACAUACAGUGCAAUCUGUGAUAUCUUGUGUCCUUGCUUGGUAGUUGCCUAUACCCAAGAUACCUUGCACUUCUUGGCCUUGCAUAUGUUCAUUUGGUUGUUGUUUGAAUGCACACUAACUCUUCAGAUAUGUUUCUUUCUAGCUUUGUUUUAAAAAGUGUGGGCGGAAGAGCUUUCCCUCUUGGUGCGGAAGUUAAAGUGUUGUAUAUUAAAGUGGCAUUUAUUAACAUUAUAUAUGUAACUUGAAAUAACUAUUGAUUAAAGAGUGCGGAAAAUGUA
Messenger RNA from Micropterus dolomieu (smallmouth bass), 1361 nucleotides. Its product is annotated as BTB/POZ domain-containing protein 2-like. Gene Ontology annotation, biological process: neurogenesis. The transcript is spliced from 3 exons. The record is from RefSeq and is a predicted model, not a curated record. Lineage: Eukaryota; Metazoa; Chordata; Actinopteri; Centrarchiformes; Centrarchidae. Gene Ontology annotation, cellular component: P-body; cytosol. The coding region runs from base 199 to 423 and encodes 74 amino acids.